AUGAGAGCUCGCACAGGUCUUGUCUUGGGCCAUGCCGCAGGUUUGGCGGCUCAGGUUUCCGCCCAGUUUACCAGCUGGCAGGCCCGUCAGAUCAACACAAGCAUUUGCUACUGGAAACAGCCUCGAGCCGCCUUGGUUAGGAAUAUAGUUUACCUGGAUGGAGGCAAUAUCUGGUGGAUGCCUGGCCUCGACUCGGGAGAGUUAGGAACGGUCGUGAACAAUGGCAACUUCCAAGGUGUCAUCCUCACUUAUAACCUCAGCGAUCCGAUUACGCCAGACACAAACACCACGGGGCUUCUGGUCAAGAAUGAGCUGUUCAAGGCCACAGGGGGCAAGGAAAACGGCAUCAGCGCGGAGCCCAACUCGUACGAUGGAGGUAUGCUUGCCAACGAUGCCGAGUUCUUCCUCUACGGCGGUGCCCUGUUUCGAAACGACGACCUCUACGAUCAACCUGCUGCCGACGCGGUGCUGGGAUAUCAAGCGUAUCAGUACGGGGGAGACAAGCCGUUGUGGCAGAAAGGCUUCCAUCCAGCUCAUCUCGAUGACGGAGUUACUCGAUACGUUGCCUCGGGCGCAGCGGUCAGCGCGCCUUCGGAGAACAAGGCGUGGUACUUUUCCGGCCUGACGUCCCCGACUCGGGGGCCGAUCAUGUCCAAUCCCAACCGAACUACCAUGGCAAUGAACAUCUCAAACACUCUCAUCACACUGGAUAUGACCACACAGCUCGAGGAGAAAUGGAGCAAUUCUACCCUGCCGGAUGACAUCAAGGGCCGCUCCAACGCGGAAGUUGUCUGGGUUCCAGUUGGAAAGCAAGGAAUACUCGUGGUCCUCGGUGGCGUGACAUAUCCCGAAUGGGCCACUGUCAUCCACAAGUCUGAAGACCCAGCGGCGAGCGAGAAGGAGAGUCCCGAGUUCAUGAGAGUCAUUGACAUUUACGACGUCGCCGGUGACAAGUGCUUCAACAUCCACUACUACGGUGGAUUUGAUGGCAUUCAUCCAAAGGACGCCUUUCACGAUGAUGUCUGGGUUCUCUCACUUCCUUCCUUCACCUGGACCCAAAUCAACAACGGCACGGAGAUUCACGCACGGUCCGGUCACAAAUGUUUUCUCCCGUAUCCGGACCAGAUGAUGGUAUUUGGUGGUUACGUCCCAGAAGCCGGUAAUGUUCCCUCGUGCCUAGACAAGGGGCCCGUCGUGGUCUUCAACAUCACCAGCGGGGAGUGGCUGGACUCGUACGAUCCGAAAAGGUACGGCAAAUAUGGAGUUCACGAAAAGGUGCGAGCUACCAUCGGGGGCGAUGCCUCUGGCGGCGCAACAGCCACGGCGCCGAUGCCUUCUGGCUGGGCUACGAGCGGGCUUGCCGAUGUCUUUGCUCAAAAGUACGACAGCAGCAAAAUCAAGGCUUACUGGCCCUACGACACCACAGCUGUGGCAGGGCGGCUCGAGCUUCCCGUUGACGAGACUAAGGGUGGUGGCGACAAAAAGAGCAUCAUCAUUCCCGCCGUAGUUGUGCCCGUUAUUGUUCUCGCUGGAGUCGGUGUUCUUGUGUGGUGGCUCCAUCUCAGGCGCCGGCGUUACGGCGGCAGCGGCUCGGGAGACUCGGACGAGGCCGCAUCCCGGAUCCGAUCGUGGAUCAGGGGCCAGGGAGCAGAGAAGGCGUUGACCAUGACAAGCUCAGGGGCCCCAAGUCCAGACCCGGAGAGGGCAAGGAUUGCAAGCUCUCCCGCCUUGUCGCCAGGGCGCACGCCUUCGCACCAUGAGACGCCGCCUUCCCGCCAUGAGAUGGCUGACACUCAGCUGGCAGAGCUGGGAGACACUUCGCCGCCAAUCGAGCUUCACGACACGGGUCUGACGCCCGUCGAAGUAAUUCAAAAGCACUCGCACUUUGCACCCCACAAAUUCCACUCGCCCCCUGUGUUGGAUUCUCCGUUGCUCGGAAACACCCCUCAGCUGGCCAGGCCUGAUGCCGCUGAAGCCGGCGACUCUGGGCGUAUGGACGUGUUGCCCGAAGAGCAGGAGCCGGCUCGAGAGUCGCCUAUUUUUGUCACUCCACCAAGCGGGAGAGAUGCGAGGGGGGGCGACUUCUUGUCGGCUGGCGAGACGGCCGGUGGGACGACGAACAACACCGUUGAUGAGAAGACUGAGAGGACGAGCAAACUGAAGUGA
Messenger RNA from Hirsutella rhossiliensis, 2166 nucleotides. RefSeq names its product Galactose oxidase/kelch, beta-propeller. The transcript has 7 exons. The record is from RefSeq and is a predicted model, not a curated record. Lineage: Eukaryota; Fungi; Ascomycota; Sordariomycetes; Hypocreales; Ophiocordycipitaceae. Gene Ontology annotation, molecular function: protein binding. Bases 1 to 2166 code for a protein of 721 amino acids.